AAUGUUUUGUGCUGAUUUAAUUAAUAAGCCUGACUGAGUAAUGCCUUGUGAUGCCUAAUCCAAACCCAAUGACUAUACAAAGCUUUCGACUGGCUUCCACCGUGCAACACACAUCUUGGGGAUUUUCUGUCCGUCAGUCGUUCCUUUUUGAUUUUUAAUCACUUUGAGUUGCUGUCACAAACACCUCGUAUCCCAACAACGCUGACUUUUUUCCCUGUUUUACUUUCUGCUGUUCGACGCUUCUUGCGUGGACAUAGAGGAAGUGAAAUGUCAGACAUUACUGGAACGUAUCGUAUCGUGUCUGAGGAGGAGCAGUCGCUGCGUGCCAAGCUAGAACGUCUCACCACUAAAGACCACGGCCCAGUGUUUGGUAGAUGCGAGAGACUUCCGGAACACACCGUGCAGAAGGCGAAAGAUGAGCUAAAUGAGACUGACGAGAAUCGAGAUUUGUCUGUGAAGGAACUUCGAGAACUGGUCCAAGAAAAAGCCAACUCAGGGGAUGAUCUGUCCAAGGCGGUGGCCGAGAGAGUGAAAAAGGAAGAUGACAGCUUCUUCCUGAGGUUCAUUCGGGCCCGCAAAUUCGAUGUCAACAGAUCUUAUGAACUCUUGAAAGGCUAUGUUAAUUUCCGUCAGCAGUAUCCAGAGCUGUUUGAGAACCUGACGCCAGAGGCUGUGCGCAGCACUAUUGACGCCGGCUAUCCUGGGAUUUUGCCUAGCAGAGAUAAGAAUGGAAGAGUCAUACUCCUUUUUAAUAUUGAAAACUGGGACUAUGAGGAGAUCACUUUUGAUGAGAUCCUUCGCGCUUACUGCAUUAUUUUGGAGAGCCUGCUGGAAAAUGAAGAAACACAAAUUAAUGGCUUCUGCAUUAUUGAGAAUUUUAAAGGGUUCACGAUGCAGCAAGCUUCAGGCAUCAAGCCAUAUGAGUUGAAGAAAAUGGUAGACAUGUUACAGGACUCAUUUCCUGCUAGAUUUAAGGCCGUUCAUUUCAUCCAUCAACCCUGGUACUUUACCACCACCUACAAUGUGGUGAAACCCUUCCUGAAGAGCAAGCUUCUUGAGAGGGUAUUUGUGCACGGAGACGAUCUGGAGAGUUUCUACAAAGAAAUAGACGCAGACAUCCUACCAGCUGACUUUGGAGGGAAUCUGCCAAAAUACGAUGGAAGAAUAGUGUCGGAGAAACUCUUUGGGCCAAGAAAUGACUCCGAGGAUACAGCGCUCUAAUUAUAUAUGUGUAUCAAGUAUGGUUUUAGAACAAAUACCCCAAACUAGCGCUAUAUAAAUAUUGACUUUAUUUAGAAUUGAUUAUGCAGAAUCCUUAUGUACAGCAGGGCUGUAAUGAUCCACAAAGUAUUUUGUAGGUAAGUUGUAGGAGAUUUAAAAGCAUUAUAUGAGAUAGGUAUAGAGGAACCCACAAUAUAUAUUCUACGUUCUUUAAGUAUAUAAAGGCAUAGGGAAUGUAGCCUCCAGCCUGUAUAACUUGGUCAGGUUCACGCUGGUAAAUUUUAUUUUCUAAGCAUAUGAGACAAGUGAUGUUGAGCAAAUAGCUUAUUAAAAAUGUCAUGAAAAA
Spea bombifrons (plains spadefoot toad) is the source of this 1567-nucleotide messenger RNA. It is a transcript of the gene RLBP1, whose product is annotated as retinaldehyde binding protein 1. The record is from RefSeq and is a predicted model, not a curated record. Lineage: Eukaryota; Metazoa; Chordata; Amphibia; Anura; Pelobatidae. The coding region runs from base 268 to 1221 and encodes 317 amino acids. The transcript has 8 exons. Gene Ontology annotation, cellular component: membrane. Gene Ontology annotation, molecular function: phosphatidylinositol bisphosphate binding.